GUAUAAAACAGCUAUAGUCGCAUGUCAGGCCAUCACUCUUAGCAAAAUGUUUACUAAACUCGCGAUUCUCGGUUCGGUAUUGUGUCUGCUUUCCUUGGUCGGAGCUUUUGAAGUGACACCAUACAUUGAGGAUGGGAUCCCACAGGAACUGAACAUUACCACAGGCCCAUUCCUUAAGAUCGGCCAUGGCUAUUAUUACAUUGAACUGACGACUAAAAAAAAUUGGUUUGAUGCCUUUGCAUCAUGUCGCCGGUUAGGCGCAAAUCUUGUAUCGUUUGAGACUAUUCAGGAAUGGGAUUUAGUCAAUCAGUAUCUCUGGAAAAAUAAGAUUAACAAUAUAUAUUGGGUCUCGGGAACCGACUUGGCCGUUCAGGGAAAACAUGAAUGGUUCUCAACCGGUCAACCCAUAUCCCUUAAAAUAUGGUAUCCUGGAGAGCCAAAUAAUAUGAAUGGAGUGGAGCAUUGUGACUUGAUGGGAGACAAAGCAACCGAAAACAACUACAACACGCUGAAUGACUGUAUUUGCGAGUAUAAGAGUCUCUACAUAUGCGAAGCGCCACAGCCAAAGACAGCGUCGUUUGUUAUUUGGUAAUAAUGUUAUCCAGUUCAUAUAAUAUUAAAUAAAAGCAAUUUGAAAAAAGUA
This is a messenger RNA of Drosophila kikkawai, 643 nucleotides long. NCBI's taxonomy places the organism in Eukaryota, Metazoa, Arthropoda, Insecta, Diptera, Drosophilidae. The record is from RefSeq and is a predicted model, not a curated record.